AGCCAUUUAAAAUGUUGGUAACCAUUUAGUUUCCAGGGUGGGAGUGUAGUACCCCUCAAAGCACAUCAGUCUCAUAUCUUAGCAACAAGUAUGCUGUGCCAGCUUCCUGUUUCCUGCUUUACACAAAAAAAGCAAUGGAAAACAUGUUCAAUACCUAACUCACGAACAAGUCCCCUACUCUCUUCAGCCUUGGCUGAGCUGUCCACGUGGACAAGUACAUACGCAAAAUAUCAAUGUGUUUCACUUGAAAUAUAACUUUGCAAAUACAGCCUCCAUGGAGUCCUUUAAAAACACCCUAUUGUAAACAUUUAUACUACGACCAUUGAUGAUUAUGAUUCCAUAUGUUGUGCAGAUCUAAUCUAAACCUUUUGUUGUAUCUCUAGUUGUUGUCCUGCUGGAAGGUAAACCUCCACCCCAGUCUCAGGUGCUUUGCAGCUUCCAGCAGAUAACGGAAGAUCAUCAUGUCAAGCUCCUGCGACACUCUGUACUUCAGUCUGCCUGCCCAUGGGAACUCCGUCCUGCACAAGAUGAAUGCUCUAAGAGAAGACCAUCGGUUCUGUGACAUCACGCUCGUCCUAGGAAGCCCAAACACCUCUGCGGACCAGUCUGUCCACUUCCACGGCCACAGGGUGGUGCUUGCAGCAUCCUCUGAUUUCUUCCGUGAUCAGUUCCUGCUCCACGAAGACCAGGCAGAGAUGAGUGUGGCUGCAGUUUCCAGCACGAGAGUGGCAAAGACGCUGCUGCUGUCCUGCUACACUGGACUUCUCGAGGUACCUUUGGCAGAACUGGUCAGUUACCUGAGCGCAGCCAGCAUCCUCCAGAUGAGCGAGGUGGUAGAGAAAUGCAGUCAAGCUGUGCUGCAGUUCCUUAAACCCAUUAUGUUUUCCAAUAAACCUGCAAGUUGCUCCAAGGAAACUGAAAACCAGCAGCCAGAGAGAAGCUGGCUAUGUUCCAGUUUUGAAAAUCGGAGGGAAAAGGAUGUGGCCCAGCCCAGCACCAGCAUCCAGGAAGUUAAGACAAAGGAAGAAGGAGUGGCUAUUGGUCAAGCCAUGGAUGGGGUCAGCCAAGAAUCUAAGGUGGAUAAUGAAAAGACUAAUGUGACUACAAAAGACAUGAAGUUUGUGAAACCUAAAUUGGAGUCAACAGAGGAUCAAAAAUUUGAGCUUGACACCUUGAAGUCAGAGCAAGGUGUGAAAAACCCCACAGCAGCUCUCAAGGAUGAAGUUUAUCGAGACCUCAUUUCAUUCCGGGCUUUAGAGAUUAGAAGUGCUGCAGAUCACGGAAAGCUGGUGGACAUCUCCCAAAAACAACACGAACAAGUAGGACAUGAAGAAAAACAAGAUAAUUCACACAAAGCUCAACUGGAACAUGGAGGAGUCCUGAUAGAUUCCAAAAUAUCUAACCUCCCCGAGGCACACUCCACAAAGCCUGGCGAAGAUGUACUACUAGAGGCUUCACACAGCAUCCUAGUUGAGAGACCAUACCUGUGCAGGAAGUGUGACAAAAUCUUCCAGCACCUUGAGAACUACAUGGGCCACCUGAAGGAACACAGACAGUAUUCCUGUUUGGUCUGUGGGGAGGGCUUUUCCCAGAAGAGCAAACUGACCCGGCACAUACGUGUUCACCCUGAUGUCAAGCCCUUCAGGUGUCCACUGUGCCAUGAAACGUUCAUCCAAAAGGGUUCGCUGCAAGAACACCUCAACCUGCACACAGGGUACAAGCGUAGUCUGAACCCAACGAACAAGUCACAUUUUACAGGCCUAAAGGGAGAGAAAAAUGGCCCGACAGAUGUGCUGGAGAAGGCUGGAGGUGCAAGUUAGGAUUAAAAUGCGAUUACUGCUGUUAGUUCUGGCUCCUUGUAUUUUUUUUUUUUUUCGUCGUCUUUGGAAAUCUGAUUCCAACUUCAGUUGUAGAAAAACAUGCACAUGCAAAAAGAUACCUUUUUUUUUGAGGGACUGAAAAAAAAAUCUGUAAAAUGUUAUAUAGGAUUCCAAAGAUGACAAGAGUGUGGGCCUCAUAUCUCAGAGGUUUUUUCAUGUUAGAUAUUUAUUGUCAAGGUUAUUUUCAUUUAGUUGUGAAUUCUUUGGUGUUCCAAGUUAAGCAGGAUUACCUAUUACAGACUCUGUGCUUGACAUCGCUGAAUAUUUUAUUCACUCACUAUGCACAUUCCUAAAUUAAACAGCUUAAAUUCAAUUAUACAUUGCACACCAUUCAUUUGUGCAUGUUCUAAUAAUAAAGCUUGAUGAGCUCCUUA
Messenger RNA from Poecilia latipinna (sailfin molly), 2254 nucleotides. Its product is annotated as zinc finger and BTB domain-containing protein 26-like. The coding region runs from base 462 to 1820 and encodes 452 amino acids. Lineage: Eukaryota; Metazoa; Chordata; Actinopteri; Cyprinodontiformes; Poeciliidae. The transcript is spliced from 3 exons. Gene Ontology annotation, molecular function: RNA polymerase II cis-regulatory region sequence-specific DNA binding; protein binding; DNA-binding transcription factor activity, RNA polymerase II-specific. The record is from RefSeq and is a predicted model, not a curated record. Gene Ontology annotation, biological process: regulation of transcription by RNA polymerase II.